Eufriesea mexicana is the source of this 2283-nucleotide messenger RNA. Its product is annotated as RNA-binding protein 24. Lineage: Eukaryota; Metazoa; Arthropoda; Insecta; Hymenoptera; Apidae. The record is from RefSeq and is a predicted model, not a curated record. The transcript is spliced from 6 exons. Gene Ontology annotation, cellular component: nucleus; cytosol. Gene Ontology annotation, molecular function: mRNA 3'-UTR binding. Bases 534 to 1520 code for a protein of 328 amino acids.
GCACGGUAACCGCAAACUUAAAGGCAGUUCGGUACUCGCACGUGGGCCUUCGUUCGUGUCGGAUGUGUGCGCGUACGAAAAAUCGCCAAUUGUAACGGACAUCGUCAGUUACUACGUACGUGUCAUCAACAGUGUUUCGCGUUAAAAUCAUCGCCCAUAAAAGGUGUCAAAUCUCAGGAAAAUCUCUCCGAUUUCGUAGUAAUGAGUAAAAUUUCUUCGUAACGCGAACGUCUGUUGAACGUGUGAAUUAAUUUGUAACAUCGGUUUUAUCACCAAAUAGAUUAUUUCACGGCUAGAAGGAUACCCACGUUAUUGGAGUGAAUUUUUUCCUGGUGUUUUUUAUUGGGAUUAAAAAGCAACAUUCUAGUGCAUCUGGUGACAGUGCUGCGAAAAGUUCGAGAGAACCAAAUCUCCAGUCGUCUAAAUGCUGCUAAGCCUACGACGUAAUUAACGUUGACCAAAGUACCACAGACGGUGUCAAAAUUGAGCAGGUCGUCCUCCCGUCCGGCGGUGAUCUCGCCAAAAUUUGGAGGAUGUUGAUGCCUGGUGCCGCUGGGCUCAGUGCCGUCGGUGCGGUUGGGGCGCCAGGGCCGGACGAGUUAGUCUCGGGCCUCGGUGCAUUAGCCGGCACCACUCCUCAGCAGAAAGACACCACAUGGACGAAACUUUUCGUGGGAGGCUUGCCCUAUCACACCACCGACAAGAGUCUCAGGGAACAUUUCAACGUGUACGGCGACAUCGAGGAGGCUGUGGUCAUCACCGACAGGCAGACCGGGAAAAGUAGAGGUUAUGGUUUCGUGAUCAUGGGAGACAGGCCAGCAGCAGAGAGGGCGUGCAAAGACCCCAACCCCAUAAUCGACGGUCGCAAAGCAAACGUCAACCUGGCGAUUCUUGGAGCUAAGCCCAGGGGUAAUCUACAAGCGACAUUCCCGUUCGCUGCUGGCAUCCGAGCCGGGUACCCCGCAGUUCUUCCUGGCCAAUAUGGGGUGCCACCGGGUUACGUGUACCAGUCGCCUUACCUGGCGGCUGCGGCGCCAGGUGGCUUGGUACCCCUUCCGGCCACGCAGUUGACCCAUGCAGCGGCGAUGGCAGCAGCGUCUCAAUUUUAUGAGUACCAAAACGUCGCGGCAGCGGCCGCCACGUAUCCGGGGACAUCGUACAAUUUCGCCGAGGCGUAUCCCUAUACCAGCGCCGCCGCGGCUGGUAUGUGUUUGAAAAGUGUCCAGAGCAAGGACAGCAACGGGCUGAUACACCACCACCAGCAGCACAACGGUAGCAGCCCUGCGGUGCUGGCACACCAACGAUUGGAGAAAGCUCUCCUGCCGCCCUUUCUGCCGUCCGUGCUACGUAGCAACGCGAAUGCAGCAGCAGCAAGUUACGUGACACCGUAUGCGUAUGCAACGCUACCAGGUGCAGCAGCAGGAUUACCGGCAGCAGCGGCUGCAGCUGCAACAGCAGCGGGUGCUGCCUUCCCAGGACUACCAUAUCAAACGACGCCUCAGGAAGCAAGAUUGCAAUAGAAGUUGGAUGAAUUGCCGCAAGGGGGAUCGGUACCGUCGCCGAUUGUUCCGGCGGCAUUAAAUUCGCAACACAAAACUUGAUCCUCGCCGCCGUAUAAACGUUUAGUCUUCGUCUGUCUUUGCGUCGAUCCACCUCUUUUCCUUAUUCGAGGGUCAGGCAUUAUUCGAUGCGACUGCACACCGCACGGAGAAGCCAUUGUUUCAGCCAUUCGGAGCCCUGGCUCCGCGUUCUCACGAGCUAAUUUUGGAAACGACGCACGGCGAGAGACAGAAAACGAGGAAGCUUCGUGGAUGCGACCUACGUCACUCAGGAUCGACGGCUCGCAGUUUCUUACUAACCUAACCUCUAAUCUUCCCCACCUUAAUCUUCCUUUCCACGUUCUCCUUUAUAGGGCCAAACUUGGCACGCUCGGCCAAUGUACUUUCGAGAUACAAGACGAUACGUAAUGUCGUUAGCGUUAUGAUUAUUUAUAACUAAUGGAGCACGAUGGGCAAUAGAGGCUUUCAAUAGACGCGCGGACAAUUUAGUAAACGUCGGAUUCUUUGUACAUUUAAGCGUCGAUCGCACGAUGAAAAUGCUAUCAAGAUUAAAGGGAAUUACUCGCUGUUAAAUGAAAUUGAAAGACUGAUCCGUAUUCAGAAUUGAUAUUGUUCGAGACGUGUAGUCUUAUGAGAUUAUAAUUGUUGAUUCAAUUGGCGGCUAGUUUUGCGAAACGAAGAGAUUUUUCUUCCAGUAUCGACGAAUCAUUUUGUAAUGGUCUUU